CAGAAAUGACGAGUCAGGAGGCUUUCAGGUUGCAAACGAGGAAGAGGAGGACGCGAUCCUACACAUCCACCCGGACUAUGCCUAGCUCGCUGUUUGCCGACAUGGAGAGGAAUGGGAGCGGAGGAGGCGGCGGCGGCGGAGGCGGAGGCGGCGAAACCCUGGAUGACCAAAGAGCUCUUCAGAUCGCAUUGGACCAGCUCUCCCUGCUGGGCUUGGACAACGACGAGACGGGCUCCCUGUACGACAACGAGCCGCGCAAAAAGAGCGUGAACAUGACCGAGUGCGUCCCCGUGCCCAGCUCGGAGCAUGUCGCCGAGAUCGUGGGCAGGCAAGGUUGUAAAAUCAAAGCGCUGCGGGCAAAAACCAACACCUACAUCAAGACCCCGGUCCGCGGUGAAGAGCCGCUGUUCGUGGUAACGGGCCGGAAGGAAGAUGUCGCCAUGGCCCGGCGGGAGAUCAUUUCGGCGGCGGAGCACUUCUCCAUGAUCCGCGCCUCCCGGAACAAAAACACCGUUUUGAACGGCACGGUGCCCAGCCCGCCGAACCUCCCGGGCCAGACCACCAUCCAAGUGCGGGUGCCUUACCGGGUGGUGGGCCUGGUGGUGGGGCCCAAGGGGGCCACCAUCAAGCGCAUCCAGCAGCAAACGCACACCUACAUCGUCACGCCCAGCCGCGACAAAGAGCCCGUCUUCGAAGUGACCGGCAUGCCGGAGAACGUGGACCGCGCCCGCGAGGAGAUCGAGGCCCACAUCGCCAUGCGCACGGGCGGCAUCAUCGAGCUGACCGACGACAACGACUUCCACGCCAACGGCACCGACGUGGGCUUCGAGCUGGGGGGCGGCGCCGGCAGCCUCUGGAGCAAACCCACGCCGCCUCCGCCGCCGCCUCCCCCGCCGCCGCCGCCGCCUCCGCCGCCCCCGCCGCCCGCCUCCAGCAUCCCGCCGACGCCGGGCCGCAAGCCCUUCUGCAGCUACCGCAACGACAGCUCCAGCUCGCUGGGCAGCGCUUCCACGGACUCCUACUUCGGCAGCGGCGGCGGCGGCGGCAGCGCCCGCCUGGCCGACUACAGCCCGCCCAGCCCGGCGCUGAGCUUCACCCACCACAACGGCAACAACAACAACAACGGCUAUGGCGUCUACGGCGGCGGCGGCGGCGAGGUGCUCUCCUCGCCCGACUGCUGCGCCUCCGAGCUGCCGCCCUUCGAUUCCCCGCCGGGCUUCGACUUGGCCCCGGCGCCGCCGCCGCCGCCGCCCGGCGCGCCCCUCCUCUGGUCGCAGUUCGAGCGCGGCCCGGCGUCGCCCAGCGCCGCCGCCUUCCCCGGGGGCGCGGCGCCCCCCAACGCCAACCUGGCCUUGUUGGUGAGCGGGAGCGGGCCGAGGCGGGGCGCUGCGCCGCCUCCUGCGCCGCCCGCUCCUCCUCCUCCGCCGCCGCCGCCGACGCGCCUUUCCCCGCCCCUGCACGGAGGCGGGGCGCUGCCUGGCGAGGCGCAUCCGCUGGCGCGCCGGGUGCGCAGCGACCCCGGAGGCCGCCUGAUCGCCGCCGCCGUGGCUGCUGCUGCCGCCGCCGCCGCCGCCGCCUCUUCCUCCUCCUGCUCCUCCUCCUCCUACCCGCUCUACGCCAACGGGCUGAGCUGCCACUUGCCCGGCUUGCCGUCCGACUCCUCGGCCUCCUCGUCGUCGUCGUCCAGCUCUUCCUCCAGCUCGUCUUGCUCUUCAUCCGGCAUGAGGAGGAAAGGCAGCCGCGACUGCUCCGUCUGCUUCGAGAGCGAGGUGAUCGCGGCGCUGGUGCCCUGCGGCCACAACCUCUUCUGCAUGGAGUGCGCCAACCGCAUCUGCGAGAAGACGGAGCCCCAGUGCCCCGUGUGCCACAGCGCCGUCACUCAGGCCAUCCGCAUCUUUUCCUAGAAAGGGACACGCGAGCGCGCAACGCGCACGUCGGAACGCGGCGACCCCCUCCUCCUCCUCCUCCAUCUCCUCCUCCUCGGUCUUCUAAUUGCGCAUAUAUAUCAAUAUAUAGAUACUACCCACCUUGGGCUUUUAAAGCUGCAGUAUCCGCACAUCCCAAUACAAGACAUAACAAAAGAGGGACCAGACAUUUUGCAGGAUGGUGAUUACCAUCUUGGUUUUUCUUUCAAAGGUUUUAUUUUUAUUUUUUUAUUUUGCAUUGAGUGUACUGUAGCCUAGGAUGGGUUAAGGGGGAUAUUUGUAACAUCUGGUGCAUGCUAUAAAUAUUAAGGAACGACGUUCUAGUAAUAGACUAGUUUUUACACUUUCUCUUAAGGCCAAGCUUCCAAAUACUUUCUCUCUCUCUCUCUCCUUUCCUCUCUCUCUUAUCUUUCUCUUUUCUAAAUUAAAAGUAGGAAAUGCAUAAUGCAUAUGGAUUAUGAUGGCGUGUGAACAGUUAGUAUAACGUGCUGGUAGUUGCUAGAUUGCUUAUUGAGAAAUAAAUCUAUGGAUGGAAUACUUUUCUUGAAUGUUCUUGAAAGGGCAAGAUUUUUUCCUGUGAAAAAGAAAUUAAUAAUAAUAAUCUUAUGAUACUGCAGCUUUAUCAAAGAAAAAAAAAGGAAACUGUAACAUAUCUCUUAUAUAUAUUAAAACGUUUAAAGGUUUUAAAGAUAAAUUGCAUUAAUACAGAUUGAAGUAUUUUAUUCUUUUUUGACUUGAAAAAUUAUAUUUCAUAUUGCAAAGAUGUUUACAAGUAUUUUAAUUUAAGUUCAGUGAACUUUUUUGUAGCUGGGUUAAAACUUUUUUAUUUUUUAGUAUGGCCUUAUGGCAAAGAACACUGUAUUAUUUUACUAUCACACAAUUGUGAAUGGAAUUGCAAAACCAUAAAUGUGUAAUACUUUGAACAGUAUUCUGUUGGGAUGGAGAUUUUUUAUAGGUUCAGAAAAAAAAUCUUUUAAAUCUGCUUCACCCAGCAUAUUUUCUAUUCAGUGAUAUGAAGCAUAUUUUAUUCUAUAUUAUUACAAAAAAUGGAAGCGUUUAAGCAUACGUCAAAAGGAACAGUUGAUGCUUUCUAACAUUUGUAUAAAUAGAAUUCAGUGGAAAUUACAAAAAAAUUCUGUUGCACCACUAUAGUUUAGUAUUUCUAUUUUAAUACAUUUGUUUACCACUUGUUUAUGUAUAUGUAGGUGAUGUUACUUGAUCUUAAAUGUACUUUACUGAGCAAAGUUUAAAAACAAAGUAUAUUUUAUUUUAUGAUAAAGGGCCUUUAACCUCAUGGUCAAAUACUAAUAUUAUAUUUGCUGAGACAAGAUUUGAAAUUGUAUCAAGAGUUUUAUUUUUCUGACAUUUAAAGUUCUACAUAAUAAAGGUAAAACUUACGUAAUGGUGCUACUUCAUGUUUUUUUAAGCAUUUCUAUAUAAAUAAAAUAUUACAGAAAAGCAGCU
This is a messenger RNA of Elgaria multicarinata webbii, 3389 nucleotides long. RefSeq names its product mex-3 RNA binding family member B (gene MEX3B). Bases 6 to 1904 code for a protein of 632 amino acids. The record is from RefSeq and is a predicted model, not a curated record. The transcript is spliced from 3 exons. NCBI's taxonomy places the organism in Eukaryota, Metazoa, Chordata, Lepidosauria, Squamata, Anguidae. Gene Ontology annotation, molecular function: RNA binding.